Dendrobium catenatum is the source of this 1091-nucleotide messenger RNA. RefSeq names its product 20 kDa chaperonin, chloroplastic-like. NCBI's taxonomy places the organism in Eukaryota, Viridiplantae, Streptophyta, Magnoliopsida, Asparagales, Orchidaceae. The record is from RefSeq and is a predicted model, not a curated record. Gene Ontology annotation, cellular component: chloroplast; mitochondrial matrix. The transcript is spliced from 5 exons. Bases 111 to 884 code for a protein of 257 amino acids. Gene Ontology annotation, molecular function: ATP binding; transition metal ion binding; protein folding chaperone. Gene Ontology annotation, biological process: positive regulation of superoxide dismutase activity.
UGGAGGCUAGAGCUAAGUGGAGAUCGCUCGCUAGGGUUUUACCUUCUCUAGCAUUUCUGAACAGCAUAAGCUUCUCUUCUUUCUCGUUUCACUGAAGGAAGGGAGCGGCGAUGGCCUCCAUUCAGCUAGCUGGGUGUGGAUUGGCUGGAAAGAAGAGCCUCCCAUGCUUUGAUGGCCUCCGCUGCUUGCGACCUGCUUUCGGUGUUUCUUCGUCGCUUGGAGCUAGCGGAGCUAUCCUUGACCGUAGGUGCUUCAAGGGACUUGUUAUAAAGGCCGCCACUGUGGUUGUUCCGAAGUACACCUCAAUUAAGCCAUUAGGAGAAAGGGUUUUGGUUAAGAUUAAGAUUUCCGAGGAAAAGAGCACAGGAGGCAUAUUACUGCCUACUGCAGCACAGACAAAGCCACAGGGAGGUGAGGUUGUUGCUGUUGGUGAGGGAAAAACCAUUGGGAAGAAGAAAGUAGACAUUAGUGUCAAGACCGGCGCAAAGGUUGUUUAUUCAAAAUAUGCUGGAACUGAGUUGGAAUUCGGUGGAUCCAAUCAUAUAAUUUUGAAAGAAGAUGACAUUGUGGGCGUUCUCGAAACUGAUGAUGCCAAGGAUAUACAGCCCUUAAAUGAUAGAGUUCUUAUCAAGGUUUCCCUUGCUGAGGAGAAAACUUCCGGUGGCUUGCUGCUGACUGAGGCAGCCAAAGAGAAACCUUCAACUGGGACAGUUAUCGCAGUUGGUCCUGGUCCCUACGAUGAAGAGGGUAACAGAAAGCCACUAACCAUCAACGCUGGAAGCACAGUCCUGUAUUCAAAAUAUGCUGGAAGUGAAUUCAGGGGGGGUGAUGGUUCAGAUUACAUUGUCUUGAGAGCAUCUGAUGUGAUCGCUAUUCUCUCCUGAGUUUCAGAGUUGCCUGUUGUGUAAUGCAUUGGCUUUUUUAGGUGAGCUAUUACUAAGGUCUUUUUUUUUCUCAGGCAUAGUUUCUGCUGUUUUGGAUUUGAUUCCAAGUUGCUCAAGUCUUCUUCUUCUGUUCUUCUUUUAUUUCCGAACUUUUACAUGGAACUGUGGUUGGAAUUUACUUAAUUAAGCAUAUAGAUACUUACAUUU